AUGACUUCUUUCAUGAUCGAUGAAGCUGUGAACAAACGGACACCGCUGAAAUGGACGUCAUAUGACACAUGUCCCUUUUGCAAUAUUAUCGCAAAUAAACUCCCGGCUUUUCGAGUUCUAGAGACUGACAUGGUGAUCGCAUUUUUGGAUAUCCUGCCAAUCAGACCAGGGCACACGCUUGUCGUGCCCAAAAUGCAUUGUUCAAAUCUUUCAGAUCUUCCAUCAGACUACAGCCGAGCUGUCGGAGAAGCAUUAUCGACCAUUGCAAAUGCGAUCACGAGAGGCAUGACCAUCAACCUUAAUGUUGUUUGCAACCAAGGUUAUGGCCAGGCGGUGCCCCAUGUGCAUUUCCACAUGGUGCCGGCCCCCAGAACGGUGGAACCGCCCUCAACCCAAUCACCAACCAAUAGAUCAAUGAACCAUCAUGAAAUGGUGAUGUCGGAAUAUCACAGGCGUGAAGAGCUAGAUGAGGAUACAGGCAGAAACAUGGCGGACAGGAUCAGAAGUAGAUUAUGA
This is a messenger RNA of Dacryopinax primogenitus, 516 nucleotides long. Its product is annotated as HIT-like protein. Lineage: Eukaryota; Fungi; Basidiomycota; Dacrymycetes; Dacrymycetales; Dacrymycetaceae. The coding region runs from base 1 to 516 and encodes 171 amino acids. The record is from RefSeq and is a predicted model, not a curated record. Gene Ontology annotation, molecular function: catalytic activity. The transcript is spliced from 3 exons. Gene Ontology annotation, biological process: nucleotide metabolic process.